GCGCUAGGAGCAGUGUUCUUGUUAGCGGUCGUUCGUGGUGAUUCCCUGGACGUGUGCCUGCAGGAUUUGGGAUGUUUGAAGGGCACCGAAAUGCCAGGAUUCCAGAGCGGCAGCUUCGAGGCCUUCCUCGGCAUACCCUUUGCCCAACCGCCAGUCGGAGAGCUUCGCUUCAAGAAUCCCAAACCGGCUACUGCCUGGAAUGGCGUUAGGGACGCAGGCAUGGCCAUGGAGAGCUGUCUGCAAAGAAAUUAUUUUGUCGACGGCUGGCCGGUGAUGGGGUCGGAGGAUUGCCUCUAUUUGAACGUCUACCGCCCGAAGGAAAAAACCUCUGAUCUCCUGCCCGUUAUGGUCUACAUCCACUCUGGUGGCUUUUUCAGCGGAUCAGCUCAUCCCAUAGCCAGUGGUCCAGAGUACCUAAUGGAUGCUGGAGGCGUUGUUGUGGUUACUAUCGCCUAUCGCCUUGGUCCUUUUGGUUUCCUAAGCACAGGAGAUGAGCAUAUGCCAGGUAAUUUUGGACUAAAGGAUCAGCGCUUGGGACUGCAAUGGGUUCAGCGUCAUAUAAGUAGCUUUGGUGGCAACCCGGAGAUGGUUACUCUGUUCGGGCACAGCGCUGGAGGAGUUUCCACCCACCUACAUAUGCUAAGCCCAGGGUCCCGAGGUCUGUUUCAUCGCGCCAUGACCUUGACAGGCAUGCUGUUUCUUCCGUCCAUAAGUAUUCUGAAGGAUCCACUUCCGCAAACCCAGCAAUUGGCCAAUUUGGCCGGAAUAGCGAAGGACGGAGACCUUAGCAGCAAGGAUCUUGCCGAAGCACUACGCGAUGUGGAUGCCAUGAAGCUUUUAAAGAGUGUCGAUAGCCUGAAGGUGUGGGACACCCUGCCUCAGCUCAACUCCCGGCCAGUCCUAGAGCAGGAAGGCAGUCCGGAUGCCUUCCUGCUGGAGGAUCCACUGGCCACACACUUGUCUGGUAACAUGCACCAGGUGCCUUGGGUAAUAAGCUUCAAUUCGCGGACUGGCGAGGGAUCCAUGACUCUAUUGCACGCCUUUUCUGAUCCAAAACGACUGGAGGAGUUCAACGAGCGCUUUCUGGAACACGUGUCCUUGGCCCUUCAGCUGCCGGAGGGCACUGCCCCGGAGGUGGUACAGGACAUAUUCGAUGCGUAUCAGUUUCAGGGGACAGGUCUGAACAACGACACUCUUCUGGCGCUGACGGAGAUCUGCGGGGACUUUAAUUUUUACUAUCCGAUGUAUGAGACUCUAGUCUCAUAUGCAGGAUAUGCUGAUCUCGAAAAGAAUCCAUUGUCUAUUUAUAUCUUUGACUUUGAAGGAUCCCGUCCCGCUACAGUGUUUGUCAGCGGAACUAGUCUGAACUAUGGAGUGGGAGCAGGACAUAUGGAAGACGGUCUACAUACGAUUCGCAUAAGGGCAGUGGUGGAGGACUACCCGAAGGACUCACUGGAUGCCAAAGUGACCAAAAGAAUGAGUGAAUUGGUGACCCAGUUCGGGAAAACGGGAAUUUUCCACGAGGAUGCCAUCUGCCAGGCAUCGGAUCUCAAGGACAGAAAGAUGUGCAACUAUUUGCUAUUCAGCGGUGGUACCAGUCCAGGCACCUUCGAGGAAUCUGUUCAGAAUAGGCUAGACCUUACAAGAUUUUCGCUAUGGAAAAAGUUGUAUUUAUCCCAUAAAUAGACCCUCUAUAAUGGUGACCCUAUUUAAAGUAAUUCUCAACAGUUAAAUAAAGUAGAACGGAACUCGUAAUCCAACCUGGGGGAGCACUGCCAUUGUGGAGAUAUGGCUUUUGUUCCCUUUUAUGUUAAAGACUGCUCCCCUUUUUGCAAUUGUCUGGCAUUCGAAGGUCAAUUAAAUAUGCAGAAUGGGCGCAGAAUGAGA
Drosophila bipectinata is the source of this 1887-nucleotide messenger RNA. It is a transcript of the gene Jhedup, whose product is annotated as Juvenile hormone esterase duplication. Lineage: Eukaryota; Metazoa; Arthropoda; Insecta; Diptera; Drosophilidae. Gene Ontology annotation, molecular function: serine hydrolase activity. The record is from RefSeq and is a predicted model, not a curated record.